Bradysia coprophila is the source of this 1723-nucleotide messenger RNA. RefSeq lists its product as uncharacterized. The record is from RefSeq and is a predicted model, not a curated record. Lineage: Eukaryota; Metazoa; Arthropoda; Insecta; Diptera; Sciaridae. Gene Ontology annotation, molecular function: oxidoreductase activity.
AUUAGUUUGUUAUCACAACACCAGCUAAAUUUAUAUUAUUUUUUCGUUUAAAGUAUUUUUGAAACUAAAUUAGGAAGAACUCAUCACCGUUGUCUCUUCAGAAGAAAAUAAAUCCAGUUUUGUUGCACAUUCACCUAAACACACGAGUUUCACUGAAGUUCUUCCUGUGAUGGCUUGUUUAAACUCCCCUCGAACAGCUGCUGGAGCGUACGAGUUAACUAAAAAUCUACUUAUUAAAGCUCAUGCAGAAUAUGACAUCAAUUAUCGGGGGUAUUUAGCCAACCAUUUACCUCACGGUCUUUACACGUUAUGCGCUCUAGGAGCAUCGACAUCGCGUUUACAACAAUUUUACGAUAAGUACGUAAAGAAACUAGAACCCAUUUCCAAAACUAGUACAGUAAUCGAUUCGUCAAAUUGGGAGACGAACAUUGGAUGCAAAGGUUCAUACUCUGAUUACCUGAGAUAUUUUGAUAAUGAAUUGGAGGUAAAAGGGCUGAAAAACACUUUCGAUUUAUACUUCAGUCAACUUAUGGGUGAAUCACUAGGCGCGGCACUGCAUCCGCUGAUCAACAUCGGCUAUGCUAUGGAAUUUAAAAAUCCAAUACUCCUUUCUGAAGGACUUGCAUAUGUGUGCAUAACACCUUUGAGAGAUACCUCAAAGAUUUUAAAUAAUGCCGAUGUGAUUGGUGCAAGUAGCGACACAACCAUUUUUCAACUCAUCGAAGAACUGCAAAGCAUUAAAUUUCCUGAAAUUCAUAAUGACGGUUGGAACUUCCAAAGAAAGACGGAAUUUUUACUAGAAAAUUAUGGGAUGGUUUUUAGGGAUUUGAUUGCCAAAUGGGAUCUUACCCAAGGCGACAAACUACUCGAUAAACUCAAUGAACUGACAGAAGCGUCCAUAUUAGCCGUUUUUGGAACAUAUCCCAAACAAAUUGAUUUUUUCUUACUACAUGGAUUAACUGGCAACCAUGCCGUGCGAAUUCUAUUCCAAAAUUUGCCGGAAGCUUUACAGCGUCAAAUUCUGAAAGUCAACUUACUGGGAUUUCUCACCGACUAUGUUGUUCAGCGGUGUCCGAAAGUUGAUAUCAAUUUCAUUACUGGCUACAAGGAAACUAAUGGAAAUCUGACAUGGGACGUCAUAUUAGACAAGACUAUUUCGACUGAUGAAGUGCAUGUACCGAAAGUAAUUCGUUGUUUGACCCAUUUUAUGGAAGCGGUUCCGUUGCCGCAACGAUCGAAGCUUUUCACCGAUACGUUCCUCAAGCAGUGCGCUAUUAAAUUGGUCGAUAUUGUUCAAGAAGAAGAAGAUUUUUUGUUUUAAACGUGUUUAAGUUUGACGAGCAACGCAACGUUGUUGUAAAAUAUGCUUUUGUGCGAUAUAAUCUGUUAAAGCAUAACAGCAGUUUCACUGUCGAAUCUAUUACUUCAUUUGAUGUAUAGUUUGAUCUCAAAUCUUUCAAUCCAAUUUAUUGUGUUGUCUAUAUAUAGAUUAAUAGCACCGCAUUAGACAAACGUUGUCAUUUAUUUCUGAAGUUGCUAUCGAUAACAUGUUAGCCGAAGAAAAGGAUUGAAGAAAGUAAAAAGUCUAUGAAAAUUGAACAUCAAAAAAGGUAAUAGAACCGAUAACUGAACUUCUGAUGUGCUUAAUGCUUAUAUGCCGAUUGUGAAAGGUUGAUGAUUUGGUUAUUUGCUAUGAAAAUAAAUUUACAUACAUCCAUGCAAA